GGACGGAAUUCGCGGAUAUGUGGCUCCAUCGGGUUGUGGUGCUUUUUGUCUUGGCCAUCCUAACACCUUCGUUGACGGCAUUCCAGAGUUGCGGACAGGACAAGCAAUGUGUGCCGUACGAACAGUGCAACGAGGGCUUAAUGGUCGACGGAAAAUUCUAUCCGGAUCGCAGUAGGACGACGAUGGACGAGCAAUGCCACUAUAUGGAAAAGUGCUGCAAUAUCCAGGAUACACUGUCGACACCGACUCUUCCGGCGGAGGCGACCAACUGGCCAUGUGGAGGUCGUCAUGAUCUCUGGUACUAUCUGCGACCAUUGGGCUACAAGCAGCGAGAGGCCAAGUUCGGCGAGUUUCCUUGGCUAGUGGCGGUGUACGGAGCGGAAGGAUACCUCUGCAGUGGAGCACUCAUCACACCCCUGGCUGUGGUCACAACGGCUCACUGUGUCCAGAGUGUGGAGCCCGGGAAGCUGCGCCUGGUGGCCGGGGAAUGGGAUGCCGCCGUGGAGCUGGAACCGCAACCUCAUCAGGAGCGAUCGGUGACUGAGUCUGUGUUGCAUCCCAACUACACGCAAAUGCCGCUGGCCCACAACAUGGCGAUUAUCCUGGUGGACAAGGACACACCCUUCCAGCUGACCCCCAAUGUCCAGCCGAUUUGCCUGCCGCCCCCGCAAAUGUCCUACAAUUACAGCCAGUGUUAUGUGUCCGGCUGGCAGAGAGGCGAUUUCGGGGGAUCGGCGAUCCUGCCCAAGCGGUGGACACUCUACGUCCUGCCACCUGAUCAGUGUAGGGCCAAGUUGCGAUUGUCCUUCCUGGGACGGCGCCACGCCCACAACGACACCCUAUUGUGCGCGGGCGGGGACAAGGGCGACUUCGUCUGCGGGGAUGUGGACAUGGCCGCAGUGCCUCUGAUGUGCCCGCUCUCUGGCCACGACGACCGCUUCCUCCUGGCCGGCCUCGUGACCAGGACAGCCCGAUGUGAUGGCCCACAACUGCUGGGCAUUUACACGAACGUCAAGAUCUAUCGGCAGUGGAUCGAUCUGAAGCUGAGAGAACGCGAUCUCGACAUUCGGCAGUACAUGGUGUAAUCUGAUCUGCAAUAAACAAAUAAAACCAGUCAA
This is a messenger RNA of Drosophila rhopaloa, 1118 nucleotides long. Its product is annotated as phenoloxidase-activating factor 2. Gene Ontology annotation, biological process: proteolysis. The record is from RefSeq and is a predicted model, not a curated record. Bases 18 to 1085 code for a protein of 355 amino acids. Gene Ontology annotation, molecular function: serine-type endopeptidase activity. NCBI's taxonomy places the organism in Eukaryota, Metazoa, Arthropoda, Insecta, Diptera, Drosophilidae. The transcript has 2 exons.